Messenger RNA from Homo sapiens (human), 3153 nucleotides. RefSeq lists its product as uncharacterized. The coding region runs from base 1 to 1422 and encodes 473 amino acids. NCBI's taxonomy places the organism in Eukaryota, Metazoa, Chordata, Mammalia, Primates, Hominidae. The transcript is spliced from 7 exons. The record is from RefSeq and is a predicted model, not a curated record.
AUGGAGCACAGCGGAGGGAAGGGAGACUGGCCUUGGGGAGUCCAGGCAGCUGCAGGGCCUUGGGGAGCAGCCCCCGUGACCAUGAGAGAGAAGUGGAGUGUGUGUGCCAAGCCAGCAACCCUGAGGCGGCCAGUGCUGGAGAUAGUGGUGAUAAUUCUUAGCAAGGACAGUGCUGCUGCUGACAGCCAUGCCCACCAGCCAGCAUACUCUGCAACAGUCCGAGUGACAGACGGGCCGCUCAGAAGAAAAGGCUUAUUCAUCAAUCUUCCAGGCAAUCUCUGGAAGAUGUUAUUCGGGCUGGAAACCAUGCUCUCACCCCACGUGGUGCAUGGGCUCCACCUGAGCACCCAGAGGGUCACAGGACACCCCUACUGGCUUGGAGGGUCACAGGACACCCCUACUGACCCAGAUUCAGAGGACAUCCCUACUUCCAGACCACCUAAGUUCUGCUUUCUGAUUUCUGGACAUGGGGUAAGAAUGACGGACCCCAAAAUGAUUGACGCUGGGCCUGCAUUUGAGGAGGGAGCAGGACCCAAGGAUGUCCUGUGGGCCCUGGGGACCAGGGAAGAAGAAUGUUGUCCCUUCCAGGUCGCCUGCAGUCCUUGCAGCUUCCUCUGUGGGAACACAAUUGAAAAGGCAGGGAAACCCUUGCUUCAUCAGGGCAGUGUUUGGGUCCAGAGUGAAGCCACCCUCUUCCAGCUCUCAAGGCUCCAUCGGGGACCCUCUUCCGGCUCUCAAGGCUGCAUCGGGGACCCUCUUCCGGCUCUCAAGGCUGCAUCGGGGACCCUCUUCCGGCUCUCAAGGCUGCAUCGGGGACCCUCUUCCGGCUCUCAAGGCUCCAUCGGGGACCCUCUUCCGGCUCUCAAGGCUCCAUCGGGGACCCUCUUCCGGCUCUCAAGGCUCCAUCGGGGACCCUCUUCCCGCUCUCAAGGCUCCAUCGGGGACCCUCUUCCGGCUCUCAAGGCUCCAUCGGGGACCCUCUUCCGGCUCUCAAGGCUCCAUCGGGGAAGCUCUUCCCGCUCUCAAGGCUGCAUCGGGGACCCUCUUCCCGCUCUAAAAGCUCCAUCGGGGACCCUAUUCCUGCUCUCAAGGCUGCAUCGGGGACCCUCUUCCGGCUCUCAAGGCUCCAUCGGGGACCCUCUUCCCGCUCUCAAGGCUGCAUCGGGGACCCUCUUCCAGCUCUCAAGGCUCCACCGGGGACCCUCUUCCGGUUCUCAAGGCUCCAUCGGGGACCCUCUUCCGGCUCUCAAGGCUGCAUCAGGGAGAGCAGAACACACGUCCCAGGCUUCUGCUUGUUCCCGGCACGACCCCUGCCUCCCCCUCUCCCCUGUCAAAUGCCACCAUUAUCUAUUUGAGAACCAUCAGGAUCACUUCUCCUGUCCCUUGUCCUGUGUUAUAAGCCACCUCAGAAAGCUGUUGUAGCUUUCCAGGGCAUCUCUUUCCCCGUUAACUGUAAUCCCCCUUUCUGACGCAGGACGCAGGCUGGUUCCAUGGGCAUCCUUCAAGGGCAUGUGUAAUGUGCAGUUUUAACUCAGAGCCCUGCACUCAGACCAAGGACCUGGUCUAUAGUGGGUGUUCGGAGACUGCAGAGCACCACCAUAACCCAGAAGGCUACAACAACUGGAAGCAGAUUGGGAGUGAGGAGGAAGUGGGCAGAGGAUGUCUGGUGGCCUUGGUGACCAGCAGCUGAGGACCCAUUGAUACCCAGGUGGAGAGGGAGGUGCCGAUUCUCCUGAAUCACGAGAGCAAAGAAAUCACACGUUCUGAGGCCACGAGCUGUCUGCUUUCACCGCGCCUCCCCUCUCAUCAGUGUGGAAGAAAAUCACCAUAUGCGUGAAUGUGACAGCUGAGGCUCAUGAAGACCUGAGUCAGGAGAAACAGGAUAAUACAUAUUUCAAAUGUUCUCUUUCCUAAGCCCAUUCCAUGUGUAAAAUGUUUUAGAAAGAUUUCCAUCCCACAUAAUUAAUUUUUCUUAAGGCCUUGGUUUUUAAAGAGGUAAGCUUGCCAAAUUUGGGCAUUUCACUGACGGGGAAUAUAUCUAAUUCCCCGAAACCUAGGUAAAUUCUUUCCUAAAUGGUAUAUGAUCCAUUAAGGAGUUUCCCAACCGAGUUUAGGGAAUAGAUACAAACUACAAAGCAUACCAUUAAAGAGCAAUUAAAGCACUAGCUCUGCCACAACUAUCAGGAAUAACAGGAUAACUGAAGCAGAGGACCUCACGUGGGCUGGGACAGGUGGAAAAGAUUCCAAGACAGCGCUGCACAAUCGCAAGCUCAUUGCAGGCAGGGAGCUCCGCCUAGCCCUCUUUGCAUCUCCUCUGAAAUGCUUACCUUGCAGGAGGUACUCUGAAAAUGCUUCCUGACUGAUGUCUGUAGGGGUGAGAUUUGGUGGGAGAAUAAUACAGCUAAUUGUGUAUGUGCGAAAGGGUUUGGUGUGAAACAGAGUGACUUGAUCUAGAUGAAUGAAAAGCCGUGUGGGGGAAUUGUGAGACAUCCUUAUUGCUAUGUAGGCUGCAGCAGAGGAUUGAAACAGCUGGUGGAUAGGGCAGCGCUCCAGGAUGUUGGCGUCCACGUGAGUUCCUGAGCUGAAGUCUGCAGAGCACCACCAUGACCCGGAAGGCAUACAGAACUUGGAGUGGAGGGAUCAGGAUUCAGAGCACGUUUCAGCGCUACACCGUAGGUGUAUUGCCUGGCUUCUCUGUCCCACCAUUUUAUCUUCCAUAAGCAGUUAUUAUUUACUUCUCGGGGACACAGCAAUAAGAUCACCACUCCUUGUCAACAUCGCAGAGGUGUGCGAGAGUGUGUAUGCACAGACAUGUGCACCUACUGUGUACCAUGCAUGAUCUUAAGCUGGUGAGUAAAGCAUGUCAUAAUAGUGGCGUAUUUUGAAAGGUUUUUCUGGCUGCAGAAUGACAAGGCAUGUAGGAAGGAAUGAGGAAGAAAAAAAUACUAAACUAAAAAGAAAUUCCCUUCAACAGCACUUUGUGUUGCCAAAUAUUUGGUUAUUUUACAGUUCUACCAAAAUGAGCCGUAGAAACAAAGUUCUAUUGAAAUGACAUCUAAAUAAUUUCUGAAGAUUUAUAGUUGCAGAAGAAGGUAUGUAAAUGUACACGUAAAAAAUGUGUAAUUAUUAGUAAGAAUCUGGCUUGGCCUAGCA